AUGACAGAUUUCUUUCACCCAGCUGUGAAAAAGGGCCUUCCUCAUCCGGCCAUUCUUGGUCUCACCGCAAGUCCAGUUCAGGGUAAGAAGCUCGAAGGCAUCGAGCUGCUAGAGGGUACAAUGCAUGCAACUUGUGUGACGCCGACACUGCAUCGCGACAAUCUCAUUUUGCACACAAAACGCCCGUCAACGUUUCGGCACAUAUGUGACCCUGGCCUGGACAACACCCAGUCGUCACAACACGGCCGCAAUCUUUUAGCUCUCGCGAGGUUGCUCAGCAGUUUGUCUGGCGGGUCACAGAUUCCAGAGCUCAGCCAUGUCAAUAACCACUUUUCUGGCAUGAUAAGCGAGGGAGACAUUAAGUGGACGCACAAAUUUAUCUCGUCCUUUCACCGAAAAGCCUGCACUAUCUGUGCAUACCUCGGAUCGUGGGCUGCGGAGUACUACGUUCACCAAAUUGUUCGACGAUGCAUCAGCAAUCUGAGUAGCCGCCUGCCUGGUGAGAACGAACCAUAUCUACUGGCCAUUCUCCAGUUUGUGGUGACCAAGCGUCCGCGGCGACUGACUGCGGACAACAGUCACAAAGAUCAUGUCGAUUUUCACAGUGGUUUGUCAGUUCGGGUGCAGAAGCUUGUAGAGAUUCUUUGCAACCACGAAGCAGAAUUCCCUACGGGUAUCGUAUUCGUCAGGGAGCGGCCAAUGGCCGCCGUUUUGUCUCACAUUAUCUCGAUUCACCCUAGUCUUUCGUCGAGAUUCAAAGCCGGCUACGUGGUCGGCAUGUCCAAAUUUCAACUUGACCGUGGACCGGACGGACUCCUGGCCAUGGCUCCAAAGGAUGGCCGUGUCCCACUUCUAAAGUUUCGAAAUCGACAGUUGAAUCUGCUUGUUGCAACAAGCGUCAUCGAGGAGGGUAUCGACAUGGCUGCCUGCAAUAUUGUUGUCUGCAUCGACGAUUUAACGAGCCUAAAGGCAUUCAUUCAGCGCCGGGGCAGAGCGCGUGACGAAAACUCGAAAUUCCACCUACUCAUGGGGCCGUUGAUCAAUGGGCACGAUGCCAGUGUUCUAAAUGCAGCAAAUAUUGGUCCCCUGAGAUCAGAAUGGGAGGCCCUCGAAGCUGAGAUGAAGAGAAUAUACGAAGAUGAGUUGCGUAAGGACGUUGAUUUGCAAGAAAGGCCCCAAAAGUCGGCCCUGGGCGAUGGGCGACUACAGCCAAUCUAUGGCGAGGCCAAGGGUUCCAUGCUGCUUCCACAGGAUGCCAAACAGCACUUGAGCCACUUUUGCUCCACGAUGUCGUCUAGGGCGUUUGCUGACUGCCGACCAAUGUUUACUCUACACAAGGUGGCGAUGCAUCCAGAUGAGUUUCGCGCAUUUGUGAGGCUUCCGAUAACCCUUCCAGCGCAUCUACGUCGAGCCGAGAGCAAGUAUUCUUGGCAGUCUCAGUCAGAUGCCACAGCCGAUGCAGCUUUACAGGCUUACAAGGCCAUACACAAGGCCGGCCUUCUCAACGAGCAUUUGUUGCCGCCGAGGGUAGCCGAAGAAUAUCUGUCACGAUCCAUCGAAGGCCGACCAGGCAAGAUCGCUGUGCAUGAACAGUAUCGACCAUGGCCGGACAUUCGUGAGCUUUGGAAAACAAUUCAGACAUCUCCCUCUGGAAUCCGAUCUUUUGUUUAUCGGCAUACCCUUCGAAUUUUCGACGACCAAGGAAUCGAGAUUUUUGACGCAGAUCUUAUUACACCUUGUUCUCUUCAUACAAUUCCACCGUUUGAAAUAUAUUGGACAGCUCACUCACGUCGGCCAUGGAUUGUGCAUAUAUCUGAAGGUCAGCGUCAAGAUUACGGUCGCGGAAAGGAUCAGUAUCACGACGACAGCGACCAUACCGGCACUCUCUUAUAUGCUGCGUUUGGCCACCGGUGGGCCUUGGGUGAUAUGCACCGCCUCGUGCGGAUUGUGUGCGAGGAGGAACGUUUCAGCAAAGAACUUAUAUCUUCACGCCCCUUUGACCCGCAAAUAUUUUCAGACCUGGAACGCCCUUUCUCUCCGAACUCGACGUGCCUUGUUCGGGAUGUAGACAACGUUCCAUACUACUACCAGGACUAUCUUCCAGUGAAACCCCCAUUAAACCUCGUGAGAAAGGCGUACAAGGACUAUGAGGACGCCCCAGAGGACGCUGCACAUGUUGUUGUCCGCCCAUGGCCCAAGAUUGUCGGAAUGCUACAUAGGACUUUUAAUGUGGUCCGUGACGAUGAUGAAGACAGUCCUGGCGUGUCACCUUCGCCUGCUGCUCCCGCAGCCAAACGGUAUCCGCGAGUUCUUCCGGCCGCCGAAUGUCGAGUUGACCGCCUUCCAAUAGCAUACGUCCAACUGGGCGCCUUGCUGCCGCCUCUAACAGCUGUUCUUGAGGUACAGAUGGUGGCUACCCAAUUGCUGGACUCGACACGCCUCCGUCAACUGGACAUCAAGGACGUUUCUCUUAUCGCAACAGCUAUAAGCGCUCCAGCGGCCCGCUUGCCCACUAACUACGAGUAUUUCGAGUUCAUUGGUGACUCCAUUCUAAAGGUUACCGCUGUAUCUAAUUGCAGCGCACGCGAUCUUGACGCGCCAGAAGGUCAUUUGUCGUUGCGCAAAGAUCGGCUUGUUGCCAACUCUCGCCUCUGUCGAGCAGCCCUUGAAUUCGGGUUGGAUCAUUUUAUUGUGUCUAAACAGUGGUCUUUGAGAGCCUGGAAGAGGUACUGCGAUUCGCUUGAAUCAGAACCUCAACCCAAAGACACAGACAUCACAGAUGCCCCGAAAAACAGUUCCAGCACGCCCCAAAAGCAAGAUCCACCGCUAGAAAUGUCAACAAAAAUGCUGGCUGAUGUUGUUGAGGCUCUUAUUGGUGCGAGCCAUGCUGAAAGCGGGAUGGAAAAGGCUCUACAAUGCAUUGGUCUGUUCUUGGAGGAAAUGGAUUGGCUUUCCCUGGCAGAUUGCCGGGACAUCUUAUACGAAGCGGCCCCGGUGGAGCCACCUUGUCCCCCGCCGCCCGGUCUCGAAGAACUUCUCGGCUACACCUUCACCAAGAAGUCUCUUCUGGUCCAGGCUAUUACGCACGCCUCUAUGCCUGGAUACAUGGAAGAAAUCUGCAUGGAACGUCUUGAAUUCGUCGGUGAUGCUAUCCUCGAUCACGUCAUCGUGCAAACACUCGCAAGUGUCCGCCCUCCGCUGCCGUAUCAGAGAAUGCAUUUACUUCGUACCACGCUGGCGAACGCUGCUUUUUUGGGCUUUAGCGCUAUGAUGUUCACCAUUGCCGAGCCCCCCGCAGCUUCGUCGGUUGAUCCGUUGUCGACCGCCCAGACGGACGCGGCCACUCCUUUCUUGAAACCUCUCUCGGCAUAUAUGCGGCACGGCGCGUCUCGUGAAAUGGGAAUUGCACAGGAACUUUGUGCAGAACGCUUUGCCAGCAAGAAAGACGCCAUUCUAGAGCAGCUGUGGGCGGGCCAUACGUAUCCUUGGGAGGAUCUUAUGGGGCUUGAUGCAGACAAGUUUCAUUCGGAUUUGCUAGAGGCGGUUAUUGGCGCGGUCUGGAUUGAUUCGGGCUCCUUGGGAGCCGUGGAAAUGCUGCUCGACAAGAUCGGCAUUCUACCAUACCUGCGGCGCGCUGUAAGCGAAAACAUCCACCUACUGCAUCCCAAGGAAGAGCUAGAAACUGUGACAGGCAACGUCAAGCUCCUCUACGAGGUGACACGAAUGGCAAGGUCCGAAGAAACUUCUGCACAGGGCCACACAGAGUCCAGUGGCGACGAUCCUGUGGCCCUCAAGAGAAAACAGACCUCCUCGGAGAUCAUGGACGAAGGCGACGAUAGUCUCAGUGGCAAUGAUAGCAGCGAAGGGCUCAGCGAGACAUCUGAGGACGAAAUGGACGAGGCAGAAAUCCGCCACAACGCUAUUGUGGGCAGCCGCGAGGACAGAGUCGUCUUCCAAUGCCGGCUCAGCUUCAAUGGCAAAUGCGACUUUGAAGUGAACUCCUGCAACUCUAGAGAAGAGGCCGAGACAAGGGCGGCUGGUCUGGCCUUGAAAGCCUGGAAGCAGGGAUCUCUCGGUAAGGAGACUGUGGGGCAGAAAUCUUGA
This is a messenger RNA of Sporothrix schenckii 1099-18, 4104 nucleotides long. RefSeq lists its product as uncharacterized. Gene Ontology annotation, cellular component: RISC complex; nucleus; cytoplasm. The record is from RefSeq and is a predicted model, not a curated record. Bases 1 to 4104 code for a protein of 1367 amino acids. Gene Ontology annotation, molecular function: RNA binding; ribonuclease III activity. Gene Ontology annotation, biological process: siRNA processing. The transcript is spliced from 2 exons. NCBI's taxonomy places the organism in Eukaryota, Fungi, Ascomycota, Sordariomycetes, Ophiostomatales, Ophiostomataceae.